UUUAGAUUUGAUCUUCAUAUAUGAGUAUAUCUUACAAUGAAACAGUCUCAUAUAAAAUUUGCUUUUUAGUGCAGUGCAUGGGAGUUAAGCUACCUAGUAAACCACUAUAAAGCUCUUAUAUCAUCCCAACUUCCCAAGAUUCUCCAAAGAUCUUCCCUUCUUCCUUUGUUCCUACCAAGUAAUAUAGAUGGCUCCAGUAUUGAUAACAGAGAAGAGAUCAAUAGGGAAAAUAGACAUAGAUGAUGUACAAGAAGUUGGGAAGAGGCAAACCACAAGAAUCCCAAAUAGAUUUGUUAGGGACAUCCAUGAAAGACCACUUAUUAUCCCUGAUCAUGAUUCCUCUCAUCACCAAAUCCCAAUCAUUGAUCUUUCAAAGAUUUCUUCUAGGGCUCAACUCCUUCAGUUAUCAGCCGCUUGUCAAGACUGGGGUUUUUUUCAGGUGAUAAAUCAUGGAAUUGACACAACAAUAAUGGAGAAAAUAGAGGAAAAAGCCAUGGAAUUUUUUAUGUUGUCUCACCAAGAAAAACAAAAGUAUGCAAUGAAAGCAGGAACAGUUCAAGGAUAUGGUCAAGCUUUUGUUUUCUCUGAGCACCAGAAAUUAGAUUGGUGUAACAUGUUUGCUCUUGGCGUCCACCCACAUUCUAUUAGGAACCAAGCUCUUUGGUCCAUUAACAACCCACUAAAUUUCAGUGAAACCGUUGAGACAUACGCCAACGAAAUAAGAGGAGUAUGUGAGAAGCUAAUGAGGUGCAUAGCAAUGAGCCUAGGGUUGAGAGAAGAGAGGUUUAAAGAAAUGUUUGGAGAAGCCGUACAAGCCAUAAGGAUGAAUUUUUAUCCAGCAUGUCCAAGACCAGACCUUGUAUUAGGGUUAAGUCCUCAUUCAGAUGGGAGUGCACUUACAAUUUUACAACAAAACAAGGGAAGUUUUAUUGGACUUCAAGUGCUUAAAGAUAACAAAUGGGUGUCUAUUCAGCCUAUCCCCAAUGCUCUUGUGGUUAAUAUAGGAGAUACCCUUGAGGUGUUAACAAAUGGUAAAUAUAAGAGUGUGGAGCAUAGAGCAGUGACUAACAAGCAAAAAGAUAGGCUGUCGAUUGUUACGUUCUAUGCACCAAGUUACGAGAUUGAGCUUGGCCCAAUGUCCGAGUUUGUGAAUGAAACCAAUCCUCUCAAGUAUAGAAAUUACAUCCAUGGAGAUUAUAGUAAGCACUAUGUUAGCAAUAAGCUACAAGGCAAGAAAACUCUACUUGAGUUUGCCAAGCUUGGAACUUGAUACACGGUCUCGAGUUUCGUGUAAUAUGGUGAGUUGAAUACUCAUUUUAUGUAUGUGUGCUGAAUCAAGUCGACUAUUUUUAUGUUUUAUAUAUUACGAUUUAGUAUUGAUAUAGUUUUAAGUUAGCUGGUCUGAGCAUCCAUUAAUAUCUAUGUAGGCUCAUAUUUAAUAUCCCCUGCUAAUGUAGUUUUUUUAUAUUUAAAGGAGGAAUUAAAAAUUUGUUGAUAGUAUAA
Amaranthus tricolor (Joseph's coat) is the source of this 1503-nucleotide messenger RNA. RefSeq names its product protein SRG1. The transcript has 4 exons. The record is from RefSeq and is a predicted model, not a curated record. Bases 188 to 1270 code for a protein of 360 amino acids. Lineage: Eukaryota; Viridiplantae; Streptophyta; Magnoliopsida; Caryophyllales; Amaranthaceae.